CCUGGUUUAACAAAUUUCCUUCAAGCUCCAACAAAGGUAUGUCCAGAUACAAGAGCAAAGAUAUGUCAAGAUACAAAAGCAAAGAUAUGUCAAGAUACAACCACAAAGAUAUGUCCAGAUUCAAGACCCAAAACAAAGGGAAAUAAGGAAAAUUCUUUUUCCCAAGUUGUAGAUGAAGAUAACAAAAAUAAUGUGGUUCAACAUACUAAUGAUUCUAAAACUACUAAGGAAAUAGUCGAACCUACACAAGCAUCGCAACGCGACUUAAAUGGAGUCAAAGAACUUGAUGAGAGUGAAGCACUAAGGUAAGUUUCUUUUCACUUAAAAUAUCUUACACCAGAUCCAUUAUUUUAGUUUUUAAGGAAACAUGCUUAAAUUUUAUUAUUAGAAAGUAUCAGUGUUUCAAAAGCAAGACAAAGUUUUUUUAAACAAAUUGUGAGAAUGCAACUGUUUGUGUUAUGCCCAGUGUUGUUUUUUUUUUAAUAUUGAAUUGUUGAACUUGAAUGGCAGUCCAAUGUCUCUUGUUACUUACUUUAAUAGUAGGUAGUCUUUUGUUCUACUUGACAUAAAACUUGAUUUUCUGUAUUCAAAAUAAAAAUUCUCCAGCUUUUGUUUAUCCUAAUGAUCUGAGAAUGGGUAGACAACUUAGUCUUGCAGUACAAGUUAAUCUUUUAAUGAUCUGAGAAUGGGUAGACAACUUAGUCUUGCAGUACAAGUUAAUCUUUUAAUGAUCUGAGAAUGGGUAGACAACUUAGUCUUGCAGUACAAGUUAAUCUUUCAAGUAUGAAAUCCUCACUCACUUCUUUUUUUUUUUUUCCAAAAUAUGUUUGUAAAUAUUUAGUUCAAUGAAGAGUGAAUUGUAAAAAAUAAUCUUAACAUAUUAUGUUUGUGUAAUGUUAUGUUCUACAAUGCCUUGAUUUCUCUAUUUAUUUGUUACAGUUUUGAACGUAAUACUGUUCAGAAUUUCCAAAUACAGCAGAAGGUGAUUGAAGAAGCAAACAAACACAAGCGAGCUCUUUUGUCAAAAGCAAUAGAAGAUAGGUGAGAUUUUAAUGCAUGCAAUAUGUAUGAUAGAGUUUAAUCAUACAUAAAAGAUUAUGACAUUCAAUUCAUCAACAUUUCUCACUUUUAUUUAGUCACUUUUAGGACCUUUUUCCAGUGGUCCAGUCUUGCUGGAACGAGUUUCUGGACUUUUUUGUUUGUUGCCAAGUAAUGAAUGCAUAUUUAUUUUUGGAGGAGGGAUCUUGGGUGCGUUCCCUCAAUUUUAUUUCCCCUGGACUCAACCCCUGCCCCUUUCCAUGCAGAAACUAUAAGCUUUUAGGGUCUAGUUGAAGUGUAUCUUUAAGUUGAGCAUUGCAUAAAGUUUUUAGAUCAAUUUAAAGAUGACACUUACUUUCCAGGAGAAAACAAGCUAAAGCUGAGGCAGAGAAGUUGAUGAAAGUUCAAUAAGAAUUGAACCAUCUUGACAGUCUGCUUACAGCCGAUGUCAGCAUAAUCAGAGAUAAGAUUGAAAUAGCCAGCUUAGAGUACAAUGAUGCUCAGUGAGUUUUGUCAUCCUCGUAUGCAUGGUGCACUGAAGAUUGUCAAUGCACAUUUACUCAUCAAUUUAAAUCAAGUUGCUAGAGCUUACAUUACCAUUACAUAUUAUUUGUAAAAUAUUUUGUGAAAUAUUUUCGUCCAUUUAUUUUAAAUUUCUCAGCUUUUUAAAGUAUAUUUUCAUUGUUCUAUUAAUAUUUCAAAUCCAUCGUCUUGAUUUAUUUCGUUGUUUUAAUCUUGUGUCAAUGUUUAAUAUUUUACUUUUGCACAAUUUUUUGGUUUGCCACCUGACAAGCUACAAAUAAAAAGUGGUUUUCAAUUCUCUUUCUAGGAAAUAAAUAUCACCUACCUACAUCUAUUUAUCUGAUCUUAUCCAUUUUCAGACAAUGCCACUAAUGUUUGUAUCGUGCCCAAUUGUUUUUAUUGAUGAACUUAAAUGGCAGUCCAAUGUCUCUAGUUACUUUAGUAGCAGUUAGUCUUUUAACAAAAUAAAUCCUUUUAUUGUACUUGACAGAAAACGCUAUGAGAGAGCAGAAAAAGAAUUUGUUGCUGCCAAAUUCGACUUGUUUUCUAAAGGGGAAGUGAAAGAGCAACUGACACAGCAUCUCUACACCAUCAUACACCAGAAUGAGGUGAGAAAAGCCAAGAAACUGGUCGAACUGAUGGAGAAGCUAGCAAUGGAUGUCACGCCUGAAGAAAUGGAAUUGACCAUACCAGCCAUCCCACAGCUGACAAACUUUACAGCAGUGGCAACACUUCAUGACCCGCAUCCUGCCAAGGGUGAUAACAAAGGGGGUAAUGAAGGUAAUGGUGGAGCUCAGAAAUUAAGCAGAGCAGACGGAUUGGACGGUGCAAAUGUCUCUAAGCAGGAAGUUAACAGUACGCUACCCAAUUGCAUCCUGCCAAGGGUGAUAACAAAGGGGGUAAUGAAGGUAAUGGUGGAGCUCAGAAAUUAAGCAGAGCAGACGGAUUGGACGGUGCAAAUGUCUCUAAGCAGGAAGUUAACAGUACGCUACCCAAUGCUGUCUCAAAAGAAGCUGAAAGUGUAAGUGAUUUACCUCCUGCAGCUCCAGUAUCUGAUAGGGUUAAUGUUGACACUCAGGUGAAUCAGGAUGGCUGUGAUCAGGUGCCAACACCAACUAUAGAGCAUUCAGGUGCAAAAACUUCUAGUUUAAUUUCAAAUGAUGGUGCACCUGAUGUCAUUAAAAACAUUUCACCCAUCACAUCAGAAGAAAAUAUAGUUGAGCUUUCAAAACAACAAGAAAUUGUGCUAGCACUUGGCCAGGAAAAUGAUGUUAUAUUUAGAGAUAUAACUAGCCAGAAUUCAUUAGCAUCUUCACCUUUAAGUUCAGGACGUGGAUGGACACAUCCUUUCACAUAAUAUGGCUUCCAAAAUGUCUGAUAAAUGUGUUUUUAUGGCUAAUGCCAAACAGUUUUAUGUUUUGUAAUAUAUUGUAUUUAUUUCCAUUUUGUAUUUCUGUUAAGUGCUAUGAAACAAAAAAUAUAUUGGUCUGAACAGGCUGGUCAUUAAUAGAAAUCAUUAAUUACUAAACUUGCCACACUAAUGCUUUAAGGACCAAUGUUUGCAGUACUGGUUGAAAACAUUAUCAUUUUUGUAUAAGGUCACUCCAUACCCUUCACUAUGAUUGUAGCAAUUAGCAGCACACACAAAUGGAAUAAUCUCACCUAAGUAUGGAGCUAUUGUGAUGUUUUGUAAACAGUUGGUCAGUUCCACUGUAUAGUUCAUUGUAUACUUUGUAAUUAAAGCACAUGUUUUUGGGGUUGUUUGAUAUAAAUUUACAAUAAAUACCUUCAUACAGGCUGCAGAAUCUUGAACUUAUUUUAUAUAUGCCAGAAAUAACCUGCCAAAAAAUUAUUAAAAAAUCUACUGACUUUACUUGAUAAAAACAUGUCAGUUAAAUAAUGCACUUGAUAAGAAUGUCAAUUAAUGCUAAAUUCUGGUAAUUAUUAUUUUACAUUUAUUUCUAACUUUUAACAACAAUACUUACAUUUUAAAGAAUUUAUAUAUUUACAUAUAGACCUAUGCAUAUUUAUUUUGCCAGAUUUAAAUUGUUUUGAUUUAGAUUGAUUUACGUUUUAAAAAAAUCUCACCAUCAGUGUUUUUAAGAAUCCCAUUUAGAAAUAGUAGUUGUAUCUUGCGCAGCUGUUGAUAAAAAAUGUACACACUGUUUAGUGCACUUUUGGGGAAAUUUAUUAUUUGUGUGCUCUUGAACAGACAUACAGACAUCCUUGAGAAUUAUUUGUGAUUUACUUGGUCUUUAAAAAUCUGCUCUUUUUUUUUACAAAUUUUUAUAUGAAAAUUAUUAUAAAAUUUAAUAUUUUAAAGUAUUUUUAUUUUAUACAGUAAUAUUAAUAAUUUUUCAAUACAACCUCUUGUUGCUUAAUGAAUGUUUAAAAUGUUUCAAAUCCAAUAUUUUGCCAUUAUAUGCCUUAUAUUUGAGAUGGUUUGUUGGGAUGUUUUUAGUACUUUAGAGGUGAAUCAUUUAAUAUGUAAAUCGGUUCUUUUCAUGAGCAGUUUGGCUUUGAUAAUUCAUUUAGAAAACUUUGACUUCCCGUUGGAUGAGAAAUUAGCAUGAUUUUCUUAUUAAAUUUUUAAAAAUCCACAAGUCCUGUGAUUAUUCUUUUUAAGAUUAUAACCUGGUUCACUAUACAGCAAAUCGCCUCUCUCCACGCCGUUGGAUAACCCAAGGGAACAUCAUAUGUGGAUGAGAGUUUGGCACUAGUGGCGUUGCAGGAGAUGUCAGUUCAUUGUGCCAAUUAUAUCUGCCUGUAAGACUCCAUCUCCGGGUUUGAGUUCAGAGUUUCCUUCUCUUAAAUGAGUUCCAUUGAAGGUUAACGAGUCCCAUCAACCCCCGGACUGAGCUCCAAAUCACAAACUUGAGAUUGACUCAGUUCAGACCACUCGGCCACCCAGCGCCCAAAAUUAACAGCCCUAAUAAAUAAUAUUAAAGCAUCCAGUCUAUUGAAAUUUCAAUAUCUUCAUUAAUGAUUGAUUUUUCAAACACACAGUUACUCUUAAUAAAGCUUUGGAAUGUAAAUGUUUAGUUACUACUCACAUCCGAUCUGUUUUGUGCAAUUGUUUGAAUAGGAUUAUUUAAUUAUUGUUGUUUAUUCACUGUAUUAUAUCCCAUACAAAGUUAUUUUACUGCUCACUACAAAUGGACAUGUACUGCUAUGCAUCUAUGCAAAGGUAUGCCAAAUAUUUAUUAUUACUUAUGACAUCCAGAAAUGUUGCAUUACUUAAUCACCCUGCUGAAAAAUGAGAGCUAUGCAUAUUGAACUUACUUUCACCUCUAUAACCUGGAGUGGAUCACACCAUGAUAGUAUGUCUGUGCAGUGUUUAAUUUUCACUGCAUUUUGGGGAUUUUUUUGUCUCUGGGUCAGGUAAAAAAUAAGACAGACACUUAAAAGCAUUAGUACCGUAACAAAGAAACUGUUUUUUCUAUUUUAAGAAUUAAAUCUGGGGUUUGUUUUUCUUAAAAUUGUAUUAACAAGUCCAUCAGAUCUUCAAAAAGAGUUUAGAGUUUAUAAUAUAUUUACCUUCACCUAUAGACAAAAUCAUAUUUCCCCCAAUUUCAUAUGCUUUAUGGCAAGUGGUGGGGUUAAAUUACUUUUGUUAUUUUUCUUAAGAUGCAGUUUGGUGAUUUUUACAAAUUCUGAUAGCUUAAAUACCUUCAUCAACACAACCAAUUAAAAGUCUUUUUAUGAAAAGAUGUCACCUAAAAGUUCACAGAAACAGUGUAUAAAAUGAAAUAUAACAAAAACUUUGUCUUCUGUGAUAGUUGUUUUAAAAAAUAUUUGUAUUUUUGAUUGUGACUGAAUUUGUACUUAGGUGGGUUUGUUUUCCUUUGCUAAGUACUAUAUAUGUAAAUUAAAUAAAAUAUUUACUAAUGACAUUUAAAAAAAAAACACAGUAUUUAUAGCAUGUGUAUUGUAUGUUGAACAAUAUUCUUCCAUGUGAUAAAUUUUUUUAUUCAGAUAUCAUUGAGAGGGUAUAUUAUAAACAAAUGCUUUUUCUUAAUGUAGGUUUAAUGAUAAGGUUCAUUAUAUUUUAUAAUACAAUCGAGAAAUGUUUAAGUGGCCAUGACAAUAAGUAACCAAAAAAAACUGCCUCAAAUUGAGAUUGUUUAAAAAUUUCUUUAGAGUUUUAAAUAUUUGUUUCACAAUAUUCCUGAAAUUACAUUUUUUUUUCUAAUUUGCUGAGUAAAAGAUCUGAUUUUUAAAAAGAUUGAUACAUGCUCAUAAAUAAAAAGGGUUCAUUAUAAUUACUGACUCUAAAUUGUUGUUAAUUCAGCUAACUAUAUUUUUUUUCAGGCAUACAAACUGCUACUGCUGCUGAAUACUGUAACCAUACUAAUGUCAUAUGGUCAUGAAAUU
This is a messenger RNA of Lymnaea stagnalis (great pond snail), 5934 nucleotides long. The record is from the annotation of a GenBank genome assembly. Lineage: Eukaryota; Metazoa; Mollusca; Gastropoda; Lymnaeidae.